AUGAAAUUAUUAGAUAAAGGACUUUUUGGAGGAUAUUUCUUGUUUCAGAAAUUGAAUAAGAAAUCAUCCUGCUCCAUAUUAAAUAAUUACAUUUUUUUUUGUAGAAAUUUGAGCAAAAAAACGGCAAAAAAAGACACAGAAAAGAUAAAUACUAAAGAAUAUGUUUCUAUAUUAGGAGAAAAUUACCCUUUAGAUAGCUGGACAAACAUUACACCAGCAAUUCUUAAAGCAGUUGAAAAAAAAUUACAUUUUCAAGUAUCACAUCCAUUAGGAAUUCUUCGUCAGACAAUAGAAUCUCAAUUUGAUGCAUCUAAUUAUGAAAUAUUUAACGAUUUUUCUCCAGUUGUUAGUACAGUAGAAAACUUUGAUUUGCUUAAUUUUCCAAUUGAUCAUCCUGACCGUAAAUCUACAAAUACAUAUUAUAUUAAUAAGAAUCAGAUUUUGCGUACACAUACAUCAGCGCAUCAGGUGGAUGCGUUUAAAAGAAUGAAAAAAAAUGGAUUUUUGAUCAGUGCAGACGUAUAUAGAAGAGAUGAAAUUGAUAAAAAUCAUUAUCCAAUUUUUCAUCAAAUGGAAGGAGUAAGAGUUUGGAAAAAAACAAAAGGAAAAUCAUUAGUGGAAAGAAUAGAAAUGCUGGAAAGUAAUAUUUCAUAUGUAGACAUUAUUGUUGAAAAUGCUACUUUGCCUUUUUAUUCUGAACAAAAUCCUUUACAAAAAAAUCACCAAAAAGAUGAAAUCGAAGCAAUUGGAAAACAUUUAAUGAAAACAAUUGAAAAGAUAAUUGGCUAUAUAUAUGAAAUCUCGCGUCCAUUACAAGAUAAAUUAAACAAAACUACACCUUUAAAAAUUCGCUGGUCCGAAUCAUAUUUUCCAUUUACAAGCCCGUCAUGGGAAUUAGAAAUAUUUUGGGAAGGAAAAUGGCUAGAAAUAUGUGGCUGUGGAAUCAUAAAUCACGAAUUGUUAAAAAUCGCAGAUAUUCCUGAUCGAAUCGGCUGGGCGUUUGGUCUCGGAUUAGAAAGAAUUGCUAUGAUAUUUUUUAGAAUUCCUGAUAUUCGACUUUUUUGGUCUAAUGAUAGAAGGUUUCUUAAGCAGUUUUCCCCAGGAAAAAUAUCUAUAUUCCAGCCUUAUUCAAAAUAUCCUCCAUGUUACAAAGAUAUUGCAUUUUGGAUUAAUGAAGAAAUUUCUGAUAAGUGUGACUUAUCAACAACAACAAAAAAGAAGUUUUGUGAAAAUGAUUUUAUGGAAAUUGUAAGAAAUGUCGGAGGAAUUCUAAUUGAAGAGGUUAAACUGAUUGAUCAAUAUAUACACUUAGAAACAAAAAGAAAAAGCCUAUGUUAUCGGAUUAAUUAUAGAUCAAUGGAUAAAUCACUCUCUGACAAAGAAGUGAACAAGCUCCAAGAACAUCUUAGAAGACGUAUUACAGAAGAACUAGACAUAGAACUUCGAUAA
Molecule: messenger RNA, 1449 nt
Organism: Pneumocystis murina B123
Lineage: Eukaryota; Fungi; Ascomycota; Pneumocystomycetes; Pneumocystales; Pneumocystaceae
Product: phenylalanine-tRNA ligase
Exons: 5
Coding region: 1-1449 (482 amino acids)
Biological process (GO): phenylalanyl-tRNA aminoacylation
Cellular component (GO): cytoplasm; mitochondrion
Molecular function (GO): tRNA binding; phenylalanine-tRNA ligase activity; ATP binding
Source: RefSeq, a predicted model, not a curated record